AAUCCCAUUUUGAUACCGUUAAAGGCGCACUUUAAAAUGGUGCCGUUGUUGUCAGCCUCGAGACCCAGAGGAAAACUAGCCGUUACUUGCCCUAACGUCUUUACAUUACAUUUCAUCACUAAUCUAUUACUCGCUCACCAAACCCUGAUUUCUUGCAAUCAAUUCUCAAAUAAACAAAAACCCAUCUUUCUUUGUACUUUGAUUUCAAAGAGAAUCAUGGCAUCAAGAACGGUUGCAAAAGACAUAAUCACUCUCCGUGGCUCUGCAGCGAUUGUUAGUGAGUUCUUUGGUUAUGCAGCAAACAGUAUACUUUACAAUCGAGGGGUUUAUCCAGAAGAAAGUUUUGUGAAAGUGAAGAAAUAUGGGCUCCCAAUGCUGCUUACUCAAGAUGAAGGUGUUAGAUCCUUUAUUUCUAACUUGAAUGCUCAGUUAUCAGAAUGGCUGGAAGCUGGAAAAUUACAGAGGGUUGUUCUGGUGAUCAUGAGUAAGGCCACCAAUGAGGUCCUGGAGAGGUGGAAUUUCAGUAUCGAGACUGAUAGUGAGGUUGUUGAGCAAGGAGUGUCAAGGGAAAAGAGUGACAAAGAAAUUAUGAGAGAGAUCCAGGCAAUCAUGCGUCAGAUUGCAUCAAGCAUUACUUACUUGCCAUGCCUUGAUGAAUCUUGUGUUUUUGAUGUGUUAGCAUACACUGAUAAAGAUGUUGCAGUCCCAUUCACCUGGAUUGAGAGUGACCCCAAACUUAUUGCCAAUCCACAAAUGGUGAAAUUGCAUUCAUUCGACACCAAGAUACACAAGGUUGACACUCUGGUUUCGUACAAGAAUGAUGAAUGGGAUGAACAGUAGAGGUGGCCCUAUCUUUUGUGAACUGUUUGUGGAUUUCUGCUCCGGUGUCUGUCACUGUGAAUCUUUUAUUCACAUGUUCUAAGAUCGGUUGCUAGAAAAGUAUGUACCGAUUGUAAUCGAUCAUGUCUGUUUUUGUCGAAGUUGAAAUGAAGGAGCAAAUCUAGACCUGGCUUCCCUGUUUUACUUGUAAUGAAUGCAAGUACAUCGAAUAUGAAUCCACAACGAAGAAACUUUAGCUA
Molecule: messenger RNA, 1079 nt
Organism: Populus trichocarpa (black cottonwood)
Lineage: Eukaryota; Viridiplantae; Streptophyta; Magnoliopsida; Malpighiales; Salicaceae
Product: mitotic spindle checkpoint protein MAD2
Exons: 7
Coding region: 37-840 (267 amino acids)
Biological process (GO): mitotic spindle assembly checkpoint signaling
Cellular component (GO): nucleoplasm; kinetochore; cytoplasm
Source: RefSeq, a predicted model, not a curated record